This is a messenger RNA of Necator americanus (New World hookworm), 1413 nucleotides long. RefSeq lists its product as uncharacterized. The transcript is spliced from 12 exons. Lineage: Eukaryota; Metazoa; Nematoda; Chromadorea; Rhabditida; Ancylostomatidae. Bases 1 to 1413 code for a protein of 470 amino acids. Gene Ontology annotation, biological process: dephosphorylation. The record is from RefSeq and is a predicted model, not a curated record. Gene Ontology annotation, molecular function: phosphatase activity.
AUGGUGCUAAGGCUACUUCUCGCAGUGCUUUUGUGCCAGACAGCAGAGAUGAUCAGGGACGGGGAAAUGGAGCUACUAUUCGUCCAAGCAAUAUGGCGACAUGGAGAUCGAUCACCAACAAAAACGUACCCGACUGAUCCGUUCCAGGAUGGAAAUUGGACAUUUGGUGGCGGAGGAUUCGGACAACUUUCACCGAUUGGCAUGAAACAACAUAUGAAUUUUGGAAAAUAUCUGCGGCACGACCUACGUCGACUCCGGGUUCCUCUCACCGAGAUCUACGUUCGAUCAACGGAUAAGAAUCGCACGAUCAUAUCGGCGAUGUCGAACAUGCUCGGCAUGUACGGCCAGGACAACAACGCCAGCGUCGCCGGAGUUGAUUAUCCGGAUGAACCGGGUUGGCCCGUUGGCUAUGUGCCAAUCGCAAUCCAUACGGUCGACGAUGACACCGAUUAUAUAGGCAAUCCUGACGCCGUAUGUCCGCGCCAGGACCAACUAUGGGAUAUGGCGAAGACUUCCGAUGAACUGCAAGAAUUCCAGAAUAGGAAUGAUGUUUUGAUGCUACUUGCAAAUCUAACUGAGAAUUGCGGAGAGAAUGUCACCAUCGACAACCUUUGGAUCAUUCAGGAUGCCUUAAUGAUUGAGCAAAUCCACGCGAAUGAUACCUUAAGACAAGUAAACGAAUGGUUCACGGAUGAUCUCUACAAUCAAAUGACAGUGAUCAAUGAUCAAGUAGAAUUAUAUCAGAAUGGAAAUUUCAAUGGCACUUUGAUGAUGAACGGUCUCAAUAUUGGCUUGGAAUUGCUGAAACUUCGUGGAGGAUCCAUGAUUAAUGACUUAUACAUGCAUAUGAAUGUGAAAUACAAUUGUAUGUUUUCUACGAAUGCGAAUCCUACGGAUUGCAAAUGGAUGAACGGAGUCAAAUACUAUGUCUACUCAGCUCAUGACACAACUAUUUUCGCAUUUUUCUCGAUAAUGGGUAUCGUCGAGAAGGUGAUCCGACCUCGUGGAUAUCCUCUAUAUUCGGCGGCGACGUUCGUGGAACUAUGGUUGAAUCAUACCGAUAAUAAGCCAUAUUUUAAGCUUUCCUACCAUGCAAAUGACGUUAACGUAACGAUUUAUCCCAUUACUGCGGAGAUCGAGGGAUGCAAUGGGAAUAAAUACUGUAGUUUAGACGUGUUCUCGAAUUUUGCCGCUACGGCAAAACCAGAUAAACCAAUGGAUCAGUGGUGUAACGUAAAUCCAAAUGUGAUAAACACCACCGCCACUACUCCUGGAAAUGACGUUACUCCUGUGAAUGUGACUGUUGUUCCACCUAACGGCACUACUCCAUGCACUGAACAUUGUUCUGCCUCCUCAUGGACCACAUUUAUCACAGCUAUCCUUACGAUAUCAUACGCAUUGCUCCGGAACUAA